CCGCAAACCAAUUAGAGCUAAAUGAAAACCUUAUCCAUUUUUUUCCCGAAAUCUCGAACCUCAACCUGACUCACCACCUCCUCCUCUUCCACCAUCUCCCCUCCUCUUAUAGACCACGUGCUCGCAAAAUGCCAAUCCAGGAACUCGCAAUUAAGAACAACUACACGCUCUGCAUGCUUGCGUGCGGAACAAUGGGCUCCGCCGUGCUCAGCGGCGUGCUCGACUCGCUCAGUUCCGCGGCCUCGACCGCCGCCGACGUUCCCGUGCCCGCGAAGUUCAUCGCGUGCGUGAAGCGACAAGAGUCCGCGGACCGGAUUACCGCGACGUAUGGCGGCAAGGUCGAGGUCGCGCUGCAUGCGCACGCAAAGGCGGUCGCGGAGUCGGACGUCGUGAUUCUGGGGUGCAAGCCCCAGCUCGCGGAGGAGAUCUUGUCGAGUAAGGGCAUGGAGGAGGCGUUGAGAGGGAAGCUGCUGAUUAGUGUGUUGGCGGGCACGACGAUUAAGCAGAUUCAGGAUAUUGUUGGAAACGAUACCAUUGUCGUUCGCGCUAUGCCAAACACUCCUUGCAAGAUCCGGCAAGGAAUGACCGUAAUCUCCUUCCCGACCCCCUCCUCUCCCUCGUCGUCAUCAGUCGACCUUCUCAAGCUGACGCCCUCGCCCUCGCUCAAGCCGACGAUCCAGUGGAUUUUCUCGCAAAUCGGCCGCGCCGUGUUUCUUGAGGAAAAACACCUGGACGCAUGCACCGCGCUCAGCGGUAGUGGACCCGCGUUCGCGUGCGUCAUGCUCGAGGCUAUGACGGAUGGUGGUGUCAUGAUGGGCCUUCCGUUUGCCGUCGCGCAGGAGCUCGCUGCUCAAACGAUGCAGGGAGCCGCGCGCAUGGUCCUCGACGGCAACCAUCCCGCGCAGAUCCGCAACUCGGUGUCGACCCCCGGCGGGUGCACGAUCGGCGGUCUGCUCGUGAUGGAGGACGGCAAGAUCCGCAGCACGAUCGCGCGCUCGAUCCAGGAGGCGACGAACAUUGCGUCGUCGCUGGGUAAGAAGAAGUAGGGUGAAGGAGUGGAGUGUGAAGAAGUGGUUUAUAGGAGAGUGUAUAUUAGUUAAAUAUGAUUAUAGAUU
Myxozyma melibiosi is the source of this 1115-nucleotide messenger RNA. RefSeq names its product pyrroline-5-carboxylate reductase. Bases 129 to 1046 code for a protein of 305 amino acids. The transcript is spliced from 3 exons. The record is from RefSeq and is a predicted model, not a curated record. Gene Ontology annotation, molecular function: pyrroline-5-carboxylate reductase activity. Gene Ontology annotation, biological process: L-proline biosynthetic process. Lineage: Eukaryota; Fungi; Ascomycota; Lipomycetes; Lipomycetales; Lipomycetaceae.